This is a messenger RNA of Rhododendron vialii, 1018 nucleotides long. RefSeq names its product large ribosomal subunit protein uL6z/uL6y-like. The record is from RefSeq and is a predicted model, not a curated record. Gene Ontology annotation, molecular function: rRNA binding; structural constituent of ribosome. Gene Ontology annotation, biological process: cytoplasmic translation. Gene Ontology annotation, cellular component: cytosolic large ribosomal subunit; ribosome. The transcript is spliced from 2 exons. Bases 95 to 742 code for a protein of 215 amino acids. Lineage: Eukaryota; Viridiplantae; Streptophyta; Magnoliopsida; Ericales; Ericaceae.
UCAUUUCGCUAGGGUUUUUCGGUUGCCUCCUCGUCUCCAGAAACAGACUAGAGAGAGUGAGGGAGAGAGAGAGAGAGAGAGGAGAGAAGCAGAGAUGAAGACGAUCCUCUCGUCAGAAACCAUGGACAUCCCCGACGGGGUGAAGAUCACUGUCAAGGCGAAGAUGAUCGAGGUGGAGGGCCCGCGGGGGACCCUCACUCGCAACUUCAAGCACCUGAACCUGGACUUCCAGCUCAUCAAGGACGCGGAGACGGGCCAGAAGAAGCUCAAGAUCGAGUCGUGGUUCGGGUCGAGGAAGUCCACCGCCGCCAUCCGGACCGCGCUCAGCCACGUCGACAACCUCAUCAAGGGGGUCACCAAGGGGUACCGGUACAAGAUGCGUUUCGUGUAUGCUCAUUUUCCUAUUAACGCUAGCAUCACCAACGGGAACAAGGCCAUCGAGAUCCGUAACUUUCUCGGUGAAAAGAAGGUGAGGAAAGUUGACAUGCUUGAAGGAGUUUCGAUUCUCCGGUCUGAGAAAGUUAAGGAUGAACUCGUUUUGGAUGGAAAUGAUAUUGAACUUGUUUCUCGGUCUGCUGCCCUGAUUAACCAAGUACUUAACCCUCUCUUCUCUCUUACAAGCUUUUGUUUGCAUUUUGCACAAUCCCAUCUCUGCUCUUAUAAUUGCAUUUUCAUGAUUCACCAUGCAUUACUUGCGCUCCUGACAUUGUUGUGUGUUUAUCUUUCAGAAAUGUCAUGUUAAGAACAAAGAUAUCCGGAAGUUCCUUGAUGGUAUUUACGUAAGUGAGAAGGGAGCAAUAGUUGAGGAAGAAUGAUUAGUUUGUUAGAAGUAAUAGCCUGUGGUUUCCAUUCUGGUGCUGCUGUUGGCUAUAGAUGCUAUCUUUAUAUGCUCAAGUUUUUGGACACCGUAUUUGUUUGAAGUUGAAUUUACAAUUUUGCUUUUUUCAGAGUUCGUUGUGUUAUGACGAUCUGGUUGGAUUUGCUAGCAUUUAUAAUCUUCCCAAUGUGUUCCUCUGGA